Messenger RNA from Columba livia (rock pigeon), 1575 nucleotides. Its product is annotated as histone H1.10. NCBI's taxonomy places the organism in Eukaryota, Metazoa, Chordata, Aves, Columbiformes, Columbidae. The record is from RefSeq and is a predicted model, not a curated record. The transcript has a single exon. Gene Ontology annotation, molecular function: structural constituent of chromatin; nucleosomal DNA binding; double-stranded DNA binding. Bases 123 to 767 code for a protein of 214 amino acids. Gene Ontology annotation, cellular component: nucleosome; nucleus. Gene Ontology annotation, biological process: nucleosome assembly; chromosome condensation; negative regulation of DNA recombination.
CGACACCCGCCCCACUAGAGCGCGGCGGCGCGGAGCGAAGCGGAGUCCGAUAGAAGCGCGGCCGCCGCCCGCCACGCCGCCCCUGCCCGCCCUCGCUCUGCGGCCCGCGCCCCCUCAGCACCAUGUCGGUAGAGCUAGAAGAAGCCGAUCUGCCUCUGACCGAGGCGGAGGAGUUGCCCCUGUCUCCGGAAAAGAAAGCGGCCGCUAAGAAAGCGAAAGGCGGCGGCUCGUCGCUUUCGCCGUCGAAGAAGAAAAAGAACAACAAGAAGAAGAACCAGCCAGGCAAAUACAGUCAGCUGGUGGUGGAGACCAUCCGCAAGCUGGGCGAGCGCAAUGGCUCCUCGCUGGCCAAGAUCUACAACGAGGCCAAGAAAGUGUCCUGGUUCGACCAGCAGAACGGCAGGACCUACCUGAAAUACUCCAUCAAGGCGCUGGUGCAGAACGACACGCUGCUCCAGGUCAAGGGCACCGGCGCCAACGGUUCCUUCAAGCUCAACAGGAAGAAGCUGGAAGGCGGCGGCGAGGGGGGCGCGGGCAGCAGCGCCCACAAGAAGGCGACGGCCUCCACGUCCCGGCGGGCGGAGAAGCCGGCAGCCAAAAGCAAGAAGCCCGAGAAGAAAUCGCACAAGAAAGGAGCCAGCGGGGCGGCGGCGAAGAAGGACAAGGGCAAAGCCAAGAAGGCCACCAAGAAGGGAGCCGCGUCCCCCGGCGCCAAGAAGGUAAAGAAGUCCGCAAAGCCCAAGGCACUCAAGAGCAGGAAGGCAUGAGAGCGGGGCGCAGCGAGCCCCCGCCGCCCCCCGGACUGUGAGCCCCGCCGCACAGACUGCUCUGAGGACGGACCCCCGGGGACCCGCUUUGUCUUUGUGUUGCUGACUCGGCUCCGCAGCCGCCGCCGUGCGCGGUGAGCGGGGCUGCGGCUGCCCCAGCACCCCCUUCCCCCUCUCCGCCGCCUUAUUUUUUUCCAUCCCCCACCCCGGGGCUUCUCCCCGAUCGCGCCCUUUUGUUUCCGGCCGUGCCCCUCCCCGCGCGUAGACAGUCCCCGACUCUCCCUCCCCCUAUUUUUCCCCGGUGCUUUACAGGGAUGUUUCCCGCCCGGUUUCCAUAGCAGCCGUUUCGCGGCGGCGCCCCCGCUGCCCCCCGCGCCACGUGGGCCGGGCUCCCGCCGCCCGGGCCCGCUCCGCGCGCGCGCCCCGCCCCUCGCGCCGGCCGCCCGCGCCGCCUCGGCGCGAUUUCGAAAAGCCACGGCGCCCCCUAUUGGCUCCCGGGUCCCCGCUGCCAUGGUAACGGCCCGUUGGGCGCCAAUUGGCUGCCGCGGCGUCCGGCCGCUCGUGACGGGGCCGGCGCGCGCGGGCUGGCCGCCCGCCCCCUGGCGGAGCAGCCCGCGGGGCCCCUCGGGCCGCCGGCGCAGGUUGCGUCUUCAAUAAUGGCCUUUAUAAUUUUUUUUAAAAUCGGUUUUGAGUUAGUUUUGGUUAUUUUUUGGGGAGGGUGGUUUUGGGUUGUUUUUUUUUUUUUUUAUGUUUCCGUUAUUUUUUUUUCAUUUAUCGUCGUUUCAAAAUAAAUUGUUACAAAACGUCA